UUUUCCAAGGGUAAGAAACAAGUGUCAGCGGCUUCUGCGCAGUCAGCCCAAACCACACAGGUGCACCCCAGGUCAGCGCUGAAGCCACCCGCAGCUCGGUGCCCUCUGCUCGGGCAUCAACCGAUGCCAAGGGCGAAAAGACGGCGGGAAGGGUGAUGGAGAGGGCGACGACAAGGCCAGCAGCGGAGUAUUCGGAAUGUUCAAGAGCCUUUGGGGCGGACGCAAGAACCAAGCCAAUUUGGGCGAGGAGUCACACUUUGUAUAUGAUCCUAUUCUGGAGAGGUGGGUGGAUAAGAACGCUGCUGGAGACCAGCAGGACAGCGGGCCGCUGCCGCCACCACCACCCUCGAUGAUGAAGUUCCAGCCGCAGAGCUCUUCUGUCCCGCCUCCCGCAAGUGCCGGAGUGUCGUAUCCGCAAGUGCCCGCCAACAUGCAGUACGGCUCGAGCAUGGAUUCUGCUUCGACGCCGCUUGGGGGACGCAACAGUGUUCCGCCCCCACCAGCGUUCAAUGGAAUGGCUCCUCAGCCUGUGUUCAAUGGAAUGGCGCCGCAGCCUGCGUUCAAUGGAAUGGCGCCGCAGCCUGCGUUCAAUGGAACGACGCCGCAGCCGGCGAUUGGCAGCAUGGUUGGCAGGGCGACAUCAACGGUUUAUUCGGCAACAGGGGGCAAUUUCAGCCGCACUGGCACACCCAUGUCCAUAUUUGAGUCGACCUCGGCAGCCGGAGGCAUGGUACCGCCAGCACUGGGCAGCAUCGCUGGCACACGCCAGCAGGCGCGGCGCCGUGGAGCGCGGUCCAAAUACGUGGAUGUAGCAGGUCAGCUGGGAGAUACAAAGUCGUAGCUGAGCGAGAUGGAGGGGAGUUGCGGUUUGUCGACCCAAAACGAUCCACAUUUUUUCCUUUCAUUUUUCAUACAUAGCAUUUCGUCAUCA
This is a messenger RNA of Kickxella alabastrina, 931 nucleotides long. RefSeq lists its product as uncharacterized. The record is from RefSeq and is a predicted model, not a curated record. Lineage: Eukaryota; Fungi; Kickxellomycota; Kickxellomycetes; Kickxellales; Kickxellaceae. The coding region runs from base 197 to 841 and encodes 214 amino acids. The transcript has a single exon.